Molecule: messenger RNA, 684 nt
Organism: Perkinsus marinus ATCC 50983
Lineage: Eukaryota; Perkinsozoa; Perkinsida; Perkinsidae
Product: Tartrate-resistant acid phosphatase type 5 precursor, putative
Exons: 6
Coding region: 1-684 (227 amino acids)
Molecular function (GO): ferric iron binding; ferrous iron binding; acid phosphatase activity
Source: RefSeq, a predicted model, not a curated record
AUGAUAGUUGUUGGUGAUUGGGGUGGGAUGGGAACACCGCCCUAUUGGAGCUCGGAUGAGCGGAAUACAGCAACAGCAAUGAGUGAAGUAUGCGAGGAUAGAUCGGUCAUGGCUGUGCUCAGUACUGGUGACAACUUUUAUGAAGGGGGUAUUUCUACCAAUGAGUUCGAUGAUAGAUUCAAGAGCACCUUUGAGGACGUUUUCUCGUCUCCUAGUCUACAGGGUAUUCCUUGGUAUAUCGUAGCAGGCAACCACGACCAUAUUGGGAAUAUAUCCGCUCAGAUAGGAUACAGCAAACACAGUUCUCGAUGGAGGUUCCCGGCCUUAUUCCAUUAUCAUGUACUGAGCGUAGGAGCUGCUGUCAAAGUGCUCGUUGUUAUGAUUGACACCAUCGUUUUGGACGGUCUGGCUGAGGAAGGGUCUUCCUACAAUUGCCGAGAUGGGGAGGGGAUAUGUAUGAGCGAGACUCAGCGGUCUGCAUUGGAGUGGAUCGAGAACGCCUUGUCGAAGCAUGAUGGUGUUGCCGACUUCAUCCUAGUGGUUGGUCACUACCCUAUUUGGUCUUUGGCUGAGCAUGGUCCCACCUACCGACUGUCUCGACUGCUGAUGCCUAUAUUCACCAAAUAUCGGGUUACGGCAUACCUCUCGGGCCAUGACCAUGUCCAUCAACAUCUGUAUGAAUAG